Musa acuminata subsp. malaccensis (wild Malaysian banana) is the source of this 1573-nucleotide messenger RNA. RefSeq lists its product as uncharacterized. Lineage: Eukaryota; Viridiplantae; Streptophyta; Magnoliopsida; Zingiberales; Musaceae. The record is from RefSeq and is a predicted model, not a curated record. Gene Ontology annotation, biological process: spliceosomal tri-snRNP complex assembly.
AACCUCCGAGAACAACCGCCGAUCGUGGUCGUAGCGUCGACGCCCAACCGAGUGGUCGUUCUACUCCUCGUCUUCUCCAAGCGGCGUUCUCCAGCCUGGUGCUUGAGAUGGAUCAAGAAGCCGCUCUCGAUCUCGUGAAGAAAGGGGCGACACUUCUUCUCCUCGACGUUCCUCAGUUCACUCUCUUCGGCAUCGACACCCAGAUGUUUUCUGUGGGGCCGAUGUUUAAGGGUAUGAAGAUGAUCCCACCGGGCACACACUUCAUUUACUAUAGUCCCUCAAGCAAAGAGGGGAAUGAAUUUUCACCGACAGUUGGCUUCUUCCUUACGACCCAUCCUGCCGAGGUAGUUGUGCGCAAGUGGCAUCAUCAGGAGGAACGGCUGAUUAAAGUUUCAGAAGAUGAGGAAGGCAGGUACUCUGAAGCAGUGAGACGUCUGGAAUUCGAUCCCCACCUUGGGCCUUAUGCUUUAGACAGGCAUGGAGAGUGGAAGCAGCUUUCUAAUUACAUUACACAGAACAUUAUUGAGAGAAUUGAGCCCAUUGGUGGAGAUAUUAUGAUAGCCUACGAGUCUGGAUUGAUCGACAGGGUUCCUAUUUCUGUUAUGGAGAGACGUCUGAUGGAACAGCUAAAGGACAGUAAGUUUUCAAACUCUGAAGCAGAGGGAUCUCACAGGCGUGGAUGCUAUUACACAUCAAUUCCCCAUGCUGUUAAGCAUAAGGGCAUUUCUGGAGAGGAACUUACAGCAAUUAACCUUGACAAAACAAAAUUACUGGAAGCAAUCUUGAUGAAAGACUAUGGAGGCGAAGAAGAUUCACUUUUGGGGGAACUACAAUUUGCUUUUGUUGCAUUUAUGAUGGGGCAAUCACUUGAAGCCUUUCUACAGUGGAAAUCAUUAAUUAGCCUUCUUUUAAGCUGUACAGAAGCUCCACUUCGGACAAGGACUCAGCUAUUCUCCAAGUUUAUCAGAGUCCUCUACUCCCAACUCAAGCAUGGCUUUCAUAAAAAACAAAAUCAUGGGAAUGAUUCAGGCAAAGGAAUAUCCCUUUUCUUGGAUGAUGUGUGGUUCUCAAAGGACAUCUUUUUGUUCCGUUUGUGCAAGGAUUUCUUCCCAUUGGUGCUGGAGUCCCCAGUUGUUGAUGGUGACCUGCUGUUAUGGAUGAGAAAACUAAAGAGACUGCUGGAGAUUGCACUUGGGUGGGAUUUUGCAGAUGUGAUGGAAGUUAUCUGCAACGAAGGGGAUGAGUUCUCUCCAGUAAUUGUACCUUCUGAAGAAGUGAAUUAACCUCCAAGCUGCCCAGUAAAAUUAAAUGGUGGAUCCAGUUGUGGUGGUGUUAACUUACGGAUUUCUUCUCCAUGAUUUGUUUUGGACAUGUUAUAUUAGCAUGGUGUUUGACUUAAGUCGGGAAAAGUUGGGCGCUUGCAAAGGUUGUUGUCCCAUAUGGCAGCCAUCUCAUAAUUCUGGCUUACCGCCACCAGUAUCGUUAACUGCCAACUUCUGAAAAAGAUUGUUGUCCCAUAUGAAUUCCAUAUUCUCAAAAAUUUUGUUCAGUGAGGCAAACAUUGUUUUGUCCA